AUGUGCUGGAUGAUUUGGUGUCGCGCAGACUGCGGCCUUGACCUCGAUGCCCAAGACAUGAGCAAGGGGGACACGGCGCAGGACGAAUGCGAGAUCGAUCCCAAGGAAAACUUCGUUCAACACCACGCCGAGUCCGGCACCUUCAACGAGUCAGCGGGCCCCGCGGAUGAAGAAGGUGUUGUCGAUGACAUCUCCCUCGAUCCCGUUAACCGACGUUGUGGCGUGGCGGUCAAGCUCCAGUACCUGUACGGAAAGUUCAAAGAGGGUCUGAACGCGUUCAUGUCCGCGCUCGCCGAAGGUUUCCUCGAUGUUCUUGAGAAAGGCAGUGAUGGACCCCUGAAGAACGCAGCGAACGCGGUUCGUGCCUGCCUCGCUGAUGGAGGCACGCAAUACAUCCCGGCCAUCAGCGAGAUCUGCAAGCUCAUCACGGGGCGCAAACUCAAGCUUGCGAAAGCAUUGUUCUUCAUGCUUGCCAUCCCCGUAACAUUCGCCUCAGAGGCACUUCUAGGGAAAUAG
Ectocarpus sp. CCAP 1310/34 is the source of this 516-nucleotide messenger RNA. The record is from the annotation of a GenBank genome assembly. NCBI's taxonomy places the organism in Eukaryota, Phaeophyceae, Ectocarpales, Ectocarpaceae.